AGCACGUGCUCUAAUGAUGGCAGCCAUUGCUGAUGCUGAGGACACUACACCACCGAUCUCUGAAGUGAAGCAGGAGAAACAAAGUCAGACGUUUAACGCUGCACCUGAAGGCAUCAAGUCGCUGUUGACGUUUGGCGUACUGGCCCUCGCUUGUCUUGCUGCGUUCUGCAGUCGGUUGUUUGCAGUAAUACGUUUCGAGAGCAUCAUUCACGAGUUUGAUCCAUGGUUCAACUAUCGUGCCACUCAUCACAUGGUCACUCACAACUUCUAUGAGUUUCUCAACUGGUUUGAUGAUCGUGCUUGGUAUCCCCUGGGAAGAAUUGUGGGAGGAACGGUGUAUCCAGGACUUAUGAUAACAUCUGGUCUGAUCCACAUGAUACUAAAUGGAUUGAACUUCACAGUUCAUAUUAGAGAUAUCUGUGUAUUUCUUGCACCAACAUUUAGUGGUUUUACUGCUGUUGCUACAUUUUUGUUAACGAAAGAGUUAUGGAAUACAGGAGCAGGCCUGCUUGCCGCAUGUUUUAUUGCCAUAAUUCCAGGUUACAUUUCAAGAUCAGUAGCUGGCUCAUAUGAUAAUGAAGGCAUUGCUAUAUUUGCUCUGAUGUUUACCUACUAUCUAUGGGUUAGUACACAGAUGGAAUCGCUGACACACAUGCAUGCUCGCAUGCAUACACACACACACACACACACACACACACACACACACACACACACACACACACACACACACACACACACACACACAAGCAAACAAACAAACAAUGAACCAAAGAACAAUCUUUUCACAGUACAUAAAUGAAGCUUUUGUUUCGAGUUAUAGCAACUCAAUGUGUUAUUUACAGCUAUUUUAUGCCACAUGUUAUACCUUUUGUGGAGCAUGCCAGUAAAGCUAAUAACAGACUGAUUCUGCUGUGUAAAAUGACAGUUUCCUAAUUCUCUGUUUGUAAAUCUUUAUUCACGAUUACAAGAAUUGGUGUCAUUUGCAUGUUUCAAUAAGUCAGCUGCUUGACAUAAUGGAUUAAAUAAUUUCUGUUUCUGUUUGCAAUUGAGAGGUUGCAAGUACAUUUGAAGAGUUUUGUUUAUUUACAUAUAAAGUGUAGGAUAUUUAUUACAUACAUGAACGUUCCCCGUCCCAACUUCCCUACAACUCAAGUAUGCAUGUCCCAACUACGUACAUCCUCUAUCUCUAAAUUCAAACGUAAAACCAAUCUAGCAUUAUAUAGCCAUAAUAUCACAGAUAAUUGUUGUAAUAAGUUGUUUAACUUUGAAAAGAUCAUGUGACUCAUUGCAGAAAUUCUCGAAGCUAUUAAGCGUAGGAUCUUGAGACUGUAUGGUGUCCAGAGACUGAGAGUUUCCACGGCAGCAAGUGGAUAAAAUAUAUUACCAGUUGCUGUAACUCUGUCAGCGUGAAGAAAGUCUUUGCAAGCUUCCGCAGCUUCUGCAGCAGCUCCUGCAUUGCUGGCAGCUUCAAUAAUGAAUGAAGGCUGCAGGCUGUUGGAUACUGUUACAUCGAAGAAGCUGGGGUGACCCAGAAGAAAAUCAGGAUGAAAUAUAUCACCAGGACGACUGUUGUCAUAGCCAGAACAACGUUGUUCCUUUUCGCAUGCUUGUUGUCUGUUAGAAGAGCUUGGUAAAUCAUUUGCAAAGGGCAUCGUGGCAUUUGAUUCGGAGAGGACCGUGACUGCAGCUAUCUGAAUGAUCGCCAAAAGGGUCAUGAACUUGACCACAAACACGUUUCAAUGACAAUGGUGGGAAGGGGAAUGAGGGAUUCCUAGCCAAAUUCGUAUUGCAAGCACAAAUUCAUGUUGUGACAUGGCGAGGCCUAGGUUUGGGUUUGGUAAUGCCCACAACCAAGCACCAGCAUGAGUAGUGGCAAUGGUGUUUAAUCUUGCUCUAUCCAGACUAAUAAUCUCUUUCAAGGAUGAGACUAAAGUGGAGUUGAUAAUAUAUGGCGUGCCGUUUAUGCCAAAACAACUGCAUAAUGACUAUGGCUCAUCGUAGCAAGUGCAUAGUGACUUUUGGUUCUAGAGUUACAUUGUAUAGCAAGUGCAUAGUGACGUUUGGUUCUAGGGUUACAUUGUAUAGCAAGUGCAUAGUGACGUUUGGUUCUAGAGUUACAUUGUAUAGCAAGUGCAUAGUGACGUUUGGUUCUAGAGUUACAUUGUAGCAAGUGCAUAGUGACGUUUGGUUUUAAAGUUACAUCGUGGCAAGUGCAUAGUGGCUGUGUUCGUCAUAGGCUGUCUUCACACUAGG
This is a messenger RNA of Corticium candelabrum, 2253 nucleotides long. Its product is annotated as dolichyl-diphosphooligosaccharide--protein glycosyltransferase subunit STT3B-like. Lineage: Eukaryota; Metazoa; Porifera; Homoscleromorpha; Homosclerophorida; Plakinidae. The coding region runs from base 14 to 799 and encodes 261 amino acids. Gene Ontology annotation, cellular component: membrane. The transcript has 5 exons. Gene Ontology annotation, biological process: post-translational protein modification. The record is from RefSeq and is a predicted model, not a curated record. Gene Ontology annotation, molecular function: dolichyl-diphosphooligosaccharide-protein glycotransferase activity.